UUUACGUUUGAAGAUAACAACGCAGUAUACCAUUCGUGAUUCAAAUCAAUAUCGAUGUUGGACUGUUUUGAUUACAGUAACGAUGAUACAAAAGAUGAUGAUCAAUAUGGCGAAGAAGACGUCAACUGUAAUGAAUAUGAUGACGACGAUUUCUAUAAUUCUGAUGAUCAAUUCGACGGAAGAAAUCAAAUCUCUGAUUAUGCUAGUGAAGGUACAAAUCGAACUGAUUCUGAAGAGGAAUCAUUCAAUAGUAAUGUUGUUGACUCGCCUGGUGGGAAAACCAAGUUGUGGAAACCUAUUGUUCCUAUAGAUUUUAUGCCAGAUGUAGAUGCUAUAUAUCAAUCAUUAGAGGAGGCGGUUGAAAUGUAUAAAUUAUAUGCAGAUAAAGCCGGUUUUGGUGUCAGGUUAAAUACAGUAACGAGGUUUGGUGACAAAACCAUUAAAAAAAGGUAUGUAGUGUGCAACAAAAUGGGUAAAAUACCUAACAGAUCAACUGACACUUUGGAUCCUGAGGGGAGUGGAAGGAAUAAACGAAACUCAAACUCAAAAUUACAGACUGCAAGGCAUUGAUAAAGUUUGAAAGGUUACAUAUGCAAACUAAUGCUUGUAAAAUAUAGGAGUUUGAAGAGAAUCACAACCACCCCCUAGAGACUAAAGAAGAAAGACGGUAUUCCAAACGUGCACGACGACUUAGUUAUAAAGACAAGGAGUUUAUAGUGCGUUCUUCAACAUCUAACAUUGGUGCAACAAAGGCACAUAAGUUACAAGCUAGUUUGCAAGGAGGUUAUGAAAACGUUGGCCCUGAAGCAAUUGAUUAUAAAAAUUUCAGAAGGAAGUUGGGAAACAUUAUAGGUGACAAGGAUGCACAGCUGGUUGUUGACAAAAUGAACAUGAGGAAAGAUGAGUUUCAUAAUUACACAUUUGAGUAUAAAUGUGUUGAUAGUGUGUUAAACGCAAUGUUUUGGGCGGAUGAAACCGAUAAGUUAUAUUACAAGGAGUUUGGAGAUGUGAUAUCAUUUGAUGCUACAUUCCGAACAAAUAAGUAUGGAAUUAUUUUUGUGUCGUUUACAUCCAUUGAUAACCACAAAUGUUCAAUAAACAUUGGGGCAGGUUUGUUAAGCAACGAGUUAAUAGAAUCUUAUCGUUGGUUGCUCGAAGCUUUUUUGAAAGCACAUGUAAAACACCCUCAAUUAGUGUUAAUAGACCAAGAUCCAGCAAUUCUACAGGCCGUUGAAGCAAUAUUUCCUACUUCUAAUCAUCGUUUAUGUAUGUGGCACAUUAUGAAAAAACUACCAGCCAAGGUUUCAGCCGAUUUUUUGAAAAACACUGAUUUUCGCAAGCGUUUUACAAAGCUUGUUUGGAAUGUCUAUAUCGAGCCUGAAGUGUUUGAAUCAAGGUGGAAACUGCUUAUCAGAAAAUUCAAACUACAGGACAAAAGAUGGUUCAAAGACAUGUACAGGGAUCGAAAACUUUGGAUUCCAGCCUAUUUUAAAGACAUGCCACUACACGGUCUGAUGAAAACUACUUCAAGGUCUGAAAACGUGAACUCAUUUUUUAAUAAAUACUCUAACUCUGGUAAUUUGCUUAUCUAUUUCAUGAUGAACUACGACACCACAAUUGGAAAGCAAGGAAAUGCUCAACAGAAACUAGAACAUGAUACAAAAAAUGCAAAGCAUGAAAUGACGCUUCCAAGUGGCUUACUAGAACAUGCAGCUGCGGUUUACACAAAAAAAAAAAUUUGUCACACCCCAAAACCGAUAAGGCGGAAUACGUCUCGGGGUGGAGGACGUCAUGUACAGUAUCAUCACAAUUGUAUAAUAGAAAACAAGAAACAUACAACCAUUACAUUUACAUAGUGAAUUUAAUUACAAGCGUGUUUAAU
This is a messenger RNA of Lactuca sativa (garden lettuce), 1882 nucleotides long. Lineage: Eukaryota; Viridiplantae; Streptophyta; Magnoliopsida; Asterales; Asteraceae. The record is from RefSeq and is a predicted model, not a curated record.